AUGGCCAGAGUGCGGUUGAAGCUGCCAGCAGACUUUAUCUGGGGUGUCUCUAGCAGUUCUUGGCAGAUAGAGGGCGGCCUUCAACUGGAAGGUCGCGGUCCUAGUGUCUUAGACACUAUCGGCAAUGUGUUGUCGCCGGAGGCCGCUGAUAGGAGCGACGCCAACGUAGCGAAUAUGCACUACUUCAUGUACGAGCAAGACAUCGCCAGAUUAGCAGCUGCGGGAAUACCGUAUUACUCAUUCUCGCUGUCUUGGCCGCGCAUAGUACCCUUUGGUGUGGCUGGCUCACCCGUCAACACCCAGGGUCUGGACCACUACGACGAUCUCAUCAACACCUGCAUAAAAUAUGGUGUUACACCGAUCGUCACUUUAAACCAUGUCGACGCGCCUACCGCCGUCCAGGCAGACCUGGACUCGCUGCCCGAGCAUUUCCUCUACUACGCCAAAAUAGUUAUGACCAGAUACGCGGACCGAGUCCCGUACUGGGUGACAUUCAACGAACCCAACAUCGGUGUGGGCACUUUAUUCCAAAAGUACCAAGACCUGACAAGUGCACUUAUCGCCCAUGCAGACGUGUACGACUGGUACAAGAACACACUGGGCGGAACAGGCAAGAUCACGAUGAAAUUCGCCAACAAUCUAGCCAUGCCCCUGGACACACAAGACUCCUCGCACAUUGCAGCAGCAUCCAGAUACCAAGACAUCCUGUUGGGGAUAAUGUCGAACCCACUCUUCUUAGGAAAACAGUAUCCAGACGCAGCCAUAGACACAGUGGACAUGAUGCAGCCGCUCACAGACGACCAAAUCAAGCAUAUCCACGGCAAGAUCGACUUCUGGUCCUUCGACCCCUACACGGCCCAAUACGCGUCUCCAUUGCCACAAGGCACGGAAGCCUGCGCUUCCAACUCCUCCGACCCCUUCUGGCCCACCUGCGUAAUACUAAGCAACGUCCAAGCCAACGGGUGGCUAAUGGGUCAAGCGUCAAAUGCCUACGCGUACCUUGCGCCGCAGUACGUUCGCCAGCAACUGGGUUAUAUCUGGAAUACGUUCCGUCCGUCGGGUAUUCUGAUCGCGGAAUACGGGUUCAACCCAUUCCUUGAGUCGAAUAGAACUCUUGAUGCACAGCGGUAUGACCUGGAGCGGACGCUAUACUAUCAGGAUUUCCUUACGGAGACUUUGAAGGCCAUCCACGAGGAUAAUGUUAAUGUCAUAGGAGCACUCGCGUGGAGUAUAGCUGAUAACAAUGAGUUUGGGAGCUAUGAGGAGCAGUAUGGGCUGCAGACUGUUAAUCGGACGAAUGGGAAGUUUACGAGGACGUAUAAGCGGAGUCUGUUUGAUUAUGUCGAUUUCUUUCAUAGGCAUGUCCAGUCUGCGUGA
Molecule: messenger RNA, 1377 nt
Organism: Aspergillus oryzae RIB40
Lineage: Eukaryota; Fungi; Ascomycota; Eurotiomycetes; Eurotiales; Aspergillaceae
Exons: 2
Coding region: 1-1377 (458 amino acids)
Biological process (GO): carbohydrate metabolic process
Molecular function (GO): beta-glucosidase activity
Source: RefSeq, a predicted model, not a curated record